This is a messenger RNA of Tarenaya hassleriana, 2494 nucleotides long. RefSeq names its product wall-associated receptor kinase-like 14. Gene Ontology annotation, molecular function: ATP binding; protein kinase activity. Lineage: Eukaryota; Viridiplantae; Streptophyta; Magnoliopsida; Brassicales; Cleomaceae. The record is from RefSeq and is a predicted model, not a curated record. The transcript is spliced from 4 exons. Gene Ontology annotation, biological process: protein phosphorylation. Bases 246 to 2297 code for a protein of 683 amino acids.
UUCGUUUUAUUUAAUCUCAGUUUUUGUCUUUCUUUUUUAAGAUUACAGAGAGCCGGACAUUUCCACAAACGAAGAUGCAGACAUGGCGAUCAUCGGUGAUUUAUCCUUCGUUUGUCCUUUUUUUGUUGAUUUCAUCGUAUCAGAAUCAGAAGCUCGAGUUCUUGUUUUGAUUGGAUAGAGCCGAGCCGCCACUGAACAGAAGAAGCUGUGAAGGAAGGUGAUGAAUGUUCAGAUCGAUUUGAUCCAUGUCAUCAACGAUGAUUUCUUACGGAUUAAGCUUGCUUCUGGUGAUAAUCGGAACCGCCAAAUUCGCUUCCACCAUCGCCGACAGUUGUGACGGCGUCUGCGGUCGGAAGACGCUGCCUUACCCGUUCGGUUUCUCGCCCGGUUGCCCGAUCCAGUUCAACUGCUCCGGCGGCGUCGCGAAUAUCGGAGAGUUCUCCGUCCAGAACGUGACGGAGGAAAGCAUAUUCGUCGGGGUUCCCGCCGAAUGCCGACGCUCGAUCGAGAAAUUGAAGCCACUCUUCGGUGAGCUCCACGCGCCGACGUCGGAGAACAGCUUCCUGGUGGAGCAAUGCAAGAGCUCGUCGGAAGAAACCUGCUCGAUCAAGCAGAAGUUCCUGGAGAGCCAACUGAAGCUGCGAAGCUGCGAUUCCGAUGGAAACAUAAGCUGCUACUCUCUGGACACGAACAUCACCAAGUUCUUCAGCUUCGAGAAUCUGACACGGACCUCGUGCCGGUCUCUGUUCUCGUCGAUAGCGUUUGAAUCCGUGGGCGAGAAUUCCGCCAUAGCCCUCGAGUUCGAGCGACUUCGUCUGGGUUGGUGGCUAAAGGGACGAUGCAGAAAGGGGACAUGCUCAGAAGGUGCAAACUGCACAGAUGUCGCCAUUGCAGAUAGUUAUCAUGGGCAUAGGUGCUCGUGCCCGGAAGGUUACAUCGGAGAUGGGUUCACAAAUGGCGUUCCUUGCCGGAGAGCACCAGGGGAUUGCCAUGGCUCCAAGCUCGUAUCCAGCCAUUGCAGAGGAGCUAAAUUUGGUAUUCUUAUAGGAGGAACUGUGGCCGGAGCUUCCUUGAUGGCUGUCUUAGCUCUGUUGAUCUUUUGUAUCCGGAGACGGUCCAUUUCUUCGAGAAACUUGUUAAGGGCAAAACGCCUUUUGAAUGAAGCUGCCGGCAACUCGAGUGUUCCUUUCUUCCCUUACAAGGAGAUCGAGAAAGCCACCAGUGGUUUCUCAGACAAGCAGAGGCUAGGAACAGGAGCUUAUGGUACUGUGUAUGCAGGAAAGCUCCAAGAUGAUGAAUGGGUUGCCUUCAAAAGACUCAGACAGAGAGACUCAGAUAGCAUUGACCAAGUCAAGAAUGAGAUCAAGCUCCUUUCCUCGGUGAGCCACCCGAAUCUUGUCCGGCUCUUAGGCUGCUGUGUCGAACAAGGUGAGCCGGUACUUGUCUACGAGUUCAUGCCUAAUGGAACUCUAUCUCAACACCUUCAAAGAGAAAGAGGGAAUGGCCUUCCAUGGAUGGUCCGACUCACCAUUGCCAAUCAAACCGCCAAAGGUAUAGCUUAUCUCCACUCUGCCAUGAACCCGCCCAUCUAUCACCGCGACAUCAAAUCCAGCAAUAUUCUAUUGGAUUACGACUGCAACUCCAAAGUUGCGGAUUUCGGGCUUUCUAGAAUGGGCAUGACAGAAUCCUCCCACAUAUCAACAGCUCCUCAAGGGACUCCUGGUUAUCUUGACCCUCAAUACCAUCAAUGCUUCCAUCUUUCUGAUAAGAGCGAUGUGUACAGCUUUGGAGUCGUCCUCGUGGAGAUUAUAACGGCGCUAAAGGUUGUCGAUUUCAAUCGUCCGCACAGCGAAAUCAAUCUGGCGGCUCUUGCUAUCGAAAAGAUCAGAUCAGGAUGCAUCGACGAGAUCAUAGACCCGAUCCUCGAACCAAAUCUUGAUGACUGGACACUUUCAUCAAUACAUAGCAUGGCCGAGCUUGCAUUCAGGUGCCUAGCCUUUCACAGAGACAUGAGGCCAACUAUGAUGGAAGUAGCAGACGAGCUAGAACAGUUAAUGCUUGGAUCGUGGAUUUCACGGACUGUUUCACAGCGAUCAUCUGACCCCGGAAGCCAAAGAUCGACGAGAAAGUCGUCAUCGAUAGGAAGCAUAAGGCUCGUGGUUCAUCAGAAGCCACCUGAUCGUCUCGAGUCCAUGGAUGAGAUUCAGGACAGUUCUCCCGUAUCGGUUCAAGACCCGUGGCUAAGUGACCAAAGCUCGCCUUCUGCCAACAGCUUACUGGGUAACAUGCCUCGGUAAUAAUCUCCCUGAACUUAAAAACUGUUUAUAAAUCUUCUGUAAACAUCUUCCAAACAUUAUUCAAUGCUCAUAAACGGUAGAAGCAGGGUCAUGAUGAAUAUAAAUUUCAUCUUCUAUAUGUAAAGAGAGUUGACAUAUUCUAUGUACCAUUCCCUGAACUAAUAACAAAUCUAUACAAAUGUCAUAUUUUUCCCAUU